AUGAAGGGUCACUUGCAGCUGGGAGAGGAAUGGGGUUAGUGCUGUGGGAGGUGGAUUUGCCAAGCUGCUAUCAUGGACUCUGCAGUUCCCACACUUAUGUUUUCAAGUCCCAGUUUCUGGUUGCCUGCUUUUGUUCCCUUCACUUCAACACCACUGGAAGGUGCCCCUCUGCACAUCAGUUCUAUGCUGUGUGAAACGGAAUGUAGGUACAUAAGCACGACACUGUGAUCCAUUGGAUUGUGCCACCCACAGACCUCCUAAUUGUGUUCAUGUCUGUCUGCUUCCAUGGACCUUGACUGGGGGGGCUUCCAUGGUAGGGAAUGUAUUUGCAGCUGUCAGGGUGCAGACCUCGCCUGUGCUGUUAUGGUUUCUUACCUGGAGUUUUCCAACAAAUACAUGUCUGCUGACUGGCUUCGGACUAUGGUCUCAGCCUAGCAUACUUCACAGGGCUGCUGGAAGAAUAAAUGAGAGUAGAUGGCUUCGGCCAGACAUCAGUUGUGUAAUGCAGAGCAAUAUGUUAAGUAUUCUCAUGUGUUGUGUACACACAUAGAGUGCCCACUUAGGCUUGCACGGUCACAAUGUUGCAGUAACAGUAGAAACCACAAGACCUGCACCCCCCCAAAAAUCAAGCUGUAGGCCUAGCAUCCCUCCAGAUUGGAUUGCUGAAACAUGAAGCUUCCCUUUGUCUGGAAAUGUCAAUUGGUGUGAAAAGCUGCUGUUGUCUGGGGUGUGGUGGUUUGAAUACUUUACCUUAGUGUUCCAUCAGCACUGGUUAUCUCUUCGUUUCUGGACCAUGUUUAAGGUGUUGCUUCUUACCUUUGUGCUGACAUCUGACAUUUCUUCCUCUGUUGUGCCCUUUUCUACUGCCUCCAACCCCUCAUAUAUAUGGAUAUUUGCUUUGCAGAUUUGUGUAGCUGUUUCCGUUUUUAUUUUGAUGUAGACAGGAUUUUAUCAUGACCUAAUCUGAUUUUGGGCAUUGUAUGUCACUCCGGUUUCUGUUGGAGAAGCAUGGGGUUUGAAAUCCUUUACAUUAAACAAUAAUUCCCAUCAGUGCUCUACAUAUUGAACCACUGUAUCAUAGAGGCACUGUGGGCCGAGCAUCCCUGUGCUGUGACUGUCUCAGUUUCCAUCUGCGAUAACUAUUGCGAUGGCUACUAGCCUGCUAUAUUUAUUUUAAGGCAUUUAUAUACCACCCUUCAUAAUAUCUGUCCCAAGGCUAUUUAUGCUGCACUUAAAACAAUAUACAGUACUAUGCACUGGUGGAAUUAAAAUCAAUAAAGAAGUAACACACUUAAAUAGCCAUUAAAACCAUAGAGAGAAAAGCAAAGCUUAAAAGACAGCUUCUUUCCAAUGUUAAAAGUACAAACCUUUGAAAACAUCUUCCCCGACAGCCUAAAAGUUAGCAUGGUGUAUCUUAGGUGGGUCCCCAUGAGUAAGUGAGUUUCAUAAUCAGGGUGCCCUGUAUGAGAAAGCCCACCCCUUUGUGGCCACCCACUUGACCUCUGAUGAAAAUCUGCUGCUUUCAGUGGCGGCUUGUGGCUUCAGCUACUGGACUGCGAUAUCGCCAUGAGCGGUCUCAAGCCACUUUUCGCUCCCCCCCCCCAACUAAUGCAGCGGCAAGGUAGGGAAGCUGGGGUGAGUCCCCCCACCUCAAUUCGGCUGGUCCCCUCGAGACCCCACUCUUGAGGUUUGGGCAGGGUUAGUAUGGGAAGAGGUAGCCCUUUUAUGCUACCUGGUAGUAUGAAUUUCAUUUUGUUUAAGUUACAGUCAUCAAUCAGGGUGGCUUUUUGGUCAAAUAUUAACAUAUAAUAACUAAUAAACAAAAACUAAAAACAGCAAUUUUCUUAAAGCAGCUUAAAAGUAAUAGAUGAAUCAACAAAAGCUAAAUGCCCAGGAAAAUGACAAAGUCUUGGCUGCGUGAUGGAAAGAGAUUUGAGAGGGUGCUUGGGGAGUCUCUCUGGGGAGAGUGUUACAAAGCCGAGGCAUCACCCUUGAAAAGGCCCUUUCUCUUAAAAAGGCACGCAUCAUACUUCAGCCAGCCGCCCUCCAAAUGUUUUAGAAUUUAACUCCCAUCAGCCCCAGCCAGCAUGACCAGUGGCCAGGAAUGAUGGAAGCUGUACCCAAAACAUCUGGAGGUGCCAGGCUGGGAAAGGCUUCAGACAGCAGGCGAACCCAGAGGCGGGUCUCUGGAGAUGGACUCCUAAAUACAGACAGGCACAUAACUGGAGACAGACGAGCCUUUCGGUACCCUGGUCUCAAGCCAUGGAGGGAUUUAAAGAUCAAGGCUAUCACUUUGAAUCGAGCCUAGCAAUGGAACAGGAACCCAGAGCAGUUUCCAAAGCGUGGGCAGCAUUUCCUCCAAAGGCCUCCUGAAAAAUAUUUGUUUCGCCAGGCGCUUUGGGAGAAGCUAAUUCAAUUCAGUGUUGGUCAUGUGUUCUGCAUUUUAUGGUUGUUGUAUUUUUAUGCGAUGGCGACUUAUACGUAUGCCUGUAAAUAAAAAUAGAGUAAUACAAUAAUUGUAUUAUUGUAAUAACCUGCAGUUUUAUAAGAGUACAUAUUUAAAGCAGAUGAAUAAAUGAGCAAAUUAAGUUAAUUUGGAUAUGCAGAAGAUAUUAAAGAAUAAAUUUAAGGGACUGCAGAAAGAGGGGGAAGGAAGUCAAGUUUUGAAAUGUUAAAAUGAUUGUAAAAUUAGUGAGAUGUAUAAACCUGAAAAGCAAAAACUUAAAAUAAAAUAAAAUAAAAAAGAGUAAUGACUGGUUCCUUUUAGCAGAGUUCAAUCCCCGAUGGCAUCUCUAGAUAGGGCUGGGAAAGACUGCCAGUCAGUAUAGGUAACACUGACUAGGUGGACUCGCUAUAAAGCAGCUUCCUGUGUUUAUUCUAUUUGGAUUUUCUGUAGUCACACUUGGCUCUUUGGCUUUUAAUCAUUGCCAUUUAACUGCCAAAUAAGUUCAAAUGCCAGUGUCUUCUGAAACCCCCAAAGCAACCCACCCAGCCCCCCUACUCAAGAGAUCCUCUGUGGUGCUGCUUUGAGGAAUGCUGUGGUAGAAAUCUGAGGGGCGUGUGGUUCCACUGGCAGAACAUCCCUUCCUGAGCCAGUCCCAGAAAGCUUGCAGCCAGGACGAGCCUGGCGAUUGGUGGGCUCUCUGCCCAGCUGGCUCUCCCGCCAAACAGGAAAGCCACAAAGCAGAACCCGGACUGAAUUGAAUAGGAGGAAGUCUCCAACCAGCUACGCAAAGAAAUUUGGCAGAAGUGAAAGAGGCAGCCUAACAACAAGUGCUCUUAGGAACAGCAGCACCCAUGAGAGAAGCAUGUUACCCUUUGGGUAAAGGAUCCUAGCCGGGAACUGGCGCUUCUGGAAGGAAGCCCAGCCAAGCACCCAGAAGUUCCAUGCCAGGAAGCCACCAAUCAGCACUCCACGCCGGUCUGACUCUGCCAUCUCCAUCCGCUCGUUGCAUUCAGAGUCCAACAUGUCCCUGCGCUCAACUUUCUCUCUCCAUGAGGAAGAGGAAGAGCCAGAGCCGCUGGUGUUUGCUGAGCAGCCCUCAGUGAAGCUCUGCUGCCAGCUGUGUUGCAGUGUGUUUAAAGAUCCAGUAAUCACGACCUGUGGGCACACUUUUUGCAGAAGAUGUGCCUUAACCUCUGAGAAGUGCCCGGUGGACAACGCCAAACUGACUGUUGUGGUCAACAACAUUGCUGUUGCUGAGCAAAUUGGGGAGCUCUUCAUCCACUGCAAGUACGGCUGCCGGCCCGCUGCGAGUGGCAAGCCUCCUGCCUUCGAGGUGGACCCUCAUGGGUGCCCCUUCACCAUUAAACUGAGUGCCAGAAAGGACCAUGAAAGCAGCUGUGAUUACAGGCCGGUUCGCUGCCCCAACAACCCCAGCUGCCCGCCACUUCUCAAGAUGAACCUGGAAGCACACCUCAAGGAGUGUGAGCACAUCAAGUGCCCCCAUUCCAAAUAUGGGUGUACAUUCAUAGGAAACCAAGACACAUACGAGACCCAUUUGGAAAUGUGCAAGUUUGAGGGCCUGAAGGAGUUCCUCCAGCAGACAGAUGAUCGCUUCCACGAGAUGCAGGUGGCCAUGGCACAGAAGGACCAGGAAAUUGCUUUCCUGCGCUCCAUGCUGGGCAAGCUCUCGGAGAAGAUCGACCAGCUGGAGAAGAACCUGGAGCUGAAGUUUGAUGUCCUGGACGAGAACCAGAGCAAGCUGAGUGAGGACCUGAUGGAGUUCCGGAGAGACGCUUCCAUGCUGAACGAUGAGCUGUCCCACAUCAAUGCCCGGCUGAACAUGGGAAUCCUGGGCUCAUACGACCCUCAGCAGAUCUUCAAGUGCAAAGGCACUUUCGUUGGUCACCAGGGCCCUGUCUGGUGCCUGUGCGUCUACUCUAUAGGGGACUUGCUCUUCAGCGGCUCUUCAGACAAGACGAUUAAGGUGUGGGAUACCUGUACCACAUACAAGUGCCAAAAAACCUUGGAAGGCCACGAUGGGAUAGUCUUGGCUCUCUGCAUCCAAGGGAAUAAGCUGUACAGUGGCUCUGCUGACUGCACCAUCAUUGUCUGGGAUAUUCAAACCUUGCAGAAAGUUAACACUAUCCGGGCCCAUGACAACCCUGUCUGCACGCUGGUCUCCUCACACAACAUGCUUUUCAGUGGCUCCCUAAAAGCCAUCAAGGUCUGGGACAUCGUGGGCACUGAGCUGAAGCUGAAGAAGGAGCUGACGGGCCUUAACCACUGGGUCCGUGCACUGGUGGCAUCCCAGAAUCACCUCUACAGUGGCUCCUACCAAACGAUCAAGAUCUGGGACAUUCGGAACUUGGAGUGUGUACAUGUCCUGCAGACGUCGGGUGGGAGCGUCUACUCUAUCGCUGUCACAAACCACCACAUUGUCUGCGGCACCUAUGAGAAUCUCAUUCACGUGUGGGACAUUGAGUCCAAAGAGCAGGUGCGUACCCUGACGGGACACGUGGGCACCGUGUAUGCCCUGGCCGUCAUCUCCACGCCAGACCAAACCAAAGUCUUCAGCGCUUCCUAUGACCGGUCAUUGCGGGUAUGGAGCAUGGAUAACAUGAUCUGCACUCAGACUCUGCUACGCCACCAGGGCAGCGUCACAGCACUGGCUGUCUCUCGGGGUCGCCUGUUUUCUGGUGCUGUUGACAGCACGGUUAAGGUUUGGACAUGCUAGUGGGUGCCACUGCCUGCUUGUGGACGGCAGACUACCAAAUAAUCCUCCGGCUCACACGUCCUGCUUCCUUGCGCUCUGACGCCCCUCCCACUGUGCGCGCCAGCCGUGAGCGAGCUUCACAGCCCACGUACCUCAGCACUGCCACCCCUGACGCAGCAGGCCCUGCCUCUAGCAGGGCUGUUUGGAGAUAAAGCUCGCAAGACCACACCACAGCGGCACCGUUUCUGCUGGAACAAGUAGGGCACUGCAGCCUCAAGACAGCAGCGUUUGGGUGAAGUGGGAUUAGAUCGAUGAUCCAGGUGUGAGCACCCACAAUGCAACUUUGCCAACAGCAGUGCCAGAGCCAAGGAUUGGGGGUGACGCGGAGAAGACCCCCCCUCUCUUCUGGCGUUUAAAAUGUAUCUGCUAAAGCUCUUUCAUUUGUGCCCACCGCCAAUGAUAAAGACCAGUUUUCCCCUCAUGUAACCAGGUACGAUUUUUAUGUCUCAAAGAUUCCCAUUCCUCGCAUCAGGUACCGCAAGGCCAUCCAUUCACAGCAUCAUGUCAUAACGGCACCAAGCCCCCAAUGGUUUAAAACAAAAACAGGGAGAGCCCACUGUUGUGUUUUUACUGACAUUUUCUACUGUUUUUAAGAUUGUGAUAUAGAUUUGGAUUAUUUCUUCCUUGACAAUAAAAAUGGACCAUUGUUUUA
This is a messenger RNA of Zootoca vivipara (common lizard), 5871 nucleotides long. RefSeq names its product TNF receptor associated factor 7 (gene TRAF7). The record is from RefSeq and is a predicted model, not a curated record. Lineage: Eukaryota; Metazoa; Chordata; Lepidosauria; Squamata; Lacertidae. Gene Ontology annotation, molecular function: protein binding; zinc ion binding. Gene Ontology annotation, cellular component: nucleolus. Gene Ontology annotation, biological process: ribosomal large subunit assembly; Notch signaling pathway.